CUCGUUGGUAAUCCAGGGACUGCUGUGGACUACAGAGCAAUGUCGAGAUCGCGUUAGCACUGUAGGUCUGUGUAACCGCACCACAGACAAGGCUAAGUGGUCAAACUGCACCCGUUAUUUCGGUGCUCAGGAAAACAGAAAUAGUGUGGGUGUGUGAGACACAGAAAAGAGCAGUUUGAGGAAGCCAUGAAGAAGCUGCGAGCGGUGGAGCUCGACGGGCUCCUCAGCGGUUUCACACACGUCGAGAAGGCUGUGAGUGAAUUGAUGGGCAAGAACACCGUUCUGGAAGUGAAGCUGGAUGAAACUAGAAGGCUGAUGAAACUGAGCCAGAGCAGGGAGAAAUACCUGAAGGAAGAGAGAGACCAGCUCAAGGACAUGGUUGCUGAGCUCCAGAGUGCUGUGGAGCAGCAGUGUGACCUGAGGGAGGAGAAUGAGACUUUGAGCAGUGCUCUGGAAGACAUUAAGAGAGAGUAUGAAGCCAAGCUGCAGGAAAGCAAAGUCCGUGAGGACAGGCUCAAGAGGGACCUGUGUGAGCUGAAGGAACGCCACCAUGAGGAGCUGGAGGACCUGCACCAGGAGAUGCAGCGUGCCGCGGAAGCCAAGAAAAUGGAGAUGAGGGCUGCUGUGGAGAUGAAAGAAACAGAGCUGGAGGAGCUGCGCAGCAAGAUAAUGGAGCAGGAGAAGGAGAGGCACAGCGAGCUUCUGAAGCUGCAGAUGGAGUUCAGCGCCAAGCUGGCCCGAGCACAGGCCUCCCAGCAGGCCCAGAAGCAGCACCACAGGGCUCUCCCUGCCCUAAGGAAUGUCUUCCACCGGAAGCUGCAGUUCCUGCAGGAGGAGAAGAGCAGGGAGGUUGCGGCUCUUCGCCAGCAGGUGGCAACACUGCAGCAGCAGCUCUCCAGUCUCAACCCCUCAUACAAGUCCAAGAGGAAGAAGACCUCGCCAUAUGAGGGCGAUCUGUGUAGAUCAUCUGCUGGGCUUUGACCCUGUCCACACUCAUGUGUUUAGCUUUGCUGGUCAGCAAAAAGCUCUUUGUUCAUACAACAUUGAACUCCACCGUGAACACAGUUUGAAGUAUCUACAGUGUUUUACUGUAACACCAUCACUGUGUACACACACUGUUCAACAACCAAAGUGUUUUAGCACAGUACACAUGUGAUACUCGCACACUCUGACAUGCUCACAGUGUUCAGACUGCUGUUCAGUAACCAUUGCAACCCUGUGCCAAAGACCAAAAAAUAAUUCCACUUCUCACAGUUUGUCUGUAUGGUUUUAGUUCAUUACACCAAGACACGGUAGCCUUCAUGGUUCCCUUACACCAGUGAAGAUGAUUUAUGAAUGUAUAAAUAUUCCGCUUGUGCUGUCAGUCACGUUGAAUUUUGAAUUUUUGUUGAAAGUUCUGGUGUAGUGUUACCUUGU
Molecule: messenger RNA, 1416 nt
Organism: Scleropages formosus (Asian bonytongue)
Lineage: Eukaryota; Metazoa; Chordata; Actinopteri; Osteoglossiformes; Osteoglossidae
Gene: ccdc152
Product: coiled-coil domain containing 152
Exons: 9
Coding region: 187-981 (264 amino acids)
Source: RefSeq, a predicted model, not a curated record